AUGCAGCGCGCUCUUUCUUCCCGCGCGAGAGCUUCCGUCCUCUCUGCUGCUCCCAGCAAGUUCCGUGCCGGUGCCGGCCUGGGACAGCAGCUUCGCUUUGCCCACAAGGAGCUGAAGUUCGGUGUUGAGGGCCGUGCUGCCCUGCUCGCUGGUGCCGAUACUCUGGCCAAGGCCGUCGCGACAACACUUGGCCCCAAGGGUCGCAACGUCCUCAUUGAGUCAAGCUAUGGCUCCCCCAAGAUCACAAAGGACGGUGUAACUGUCGCGAAGGCAAUUACCCUUAAGGACAAGUUCGAGAACCUCGGCGCCCGCCUCAUCCAGGACGUCGCCUCCAAGACCAACGAGACCGCCGGUGACGGAACCACCACCGCCACCGUCCUCGCCCGUUCCAUCUUCUCCGAGACCGUCAAGAACGUCGCCGCUGGCUGCAACCCCAUGGACCUGCGCCGUGGUAUCCAGGCUGCUGUCGACGAGGUCGUCGCUUUCCUCCAGAAGAACAAGAGAGAUAUUUCCACCAGCGAGGAGGUUGCCCAAGUCGCCACCAUCUCCGCCAACGGUGACCAGGAGGUCGGCAACCUGAUUGCCAAGGCCAUGGAGAAGGUCGGCAAGGAGGGUGUCAUCACCGUCAAGGAGGGCAAGACUCUGGUCGACGAGCUCGAGGUUACCGAGGGUAUGCGCUUCGACCGCGGCUUCGUCUCCCCCUACUUCAUCACCGACGCCAAGUCCCAGAAGGUCGAGUUCGAGAAGCCCCUGAUCCUCCUCUCCGAGAAGAAGAUCUCUGCUGUCCAGGACAUCAUUCCCGCUCUUGAGGCCUCCACCCAGCUGAGACGUCCUCUCGUCAUCAUUGCCGAGGACAUUGAGGGUGAGGCUCUCGCCGUCUGCAUUCUCAACAAGCUCCGUGGCCAGCUCCAGGUCGCUGCCGUCAAGGCCCCCGGCUUCGGUGACAACCGCAAGUCCAUCCUCGGUGACCUGGCUGUCCUCACAAACGGUACCGUCUUCAGCGAGGAGCUUGACAUCAAGCUCGAGAAGGCCACCCCCGACAUGCUCGGCUCCACCGGCUCCAUCACCAUCACCAAGGAGGACACCAUCUUCCUCAACGGUGAGGGUGCCAAGGACUCCAUCUCCCAGCGCUGCGAGCAGAUCCGUGGUGUCAUGAACGACCCCACUACCUCCGAGUACGAGAAGGAGAAGCUCCAGGAGCGUCUGGCCAAGCUCUCUGGUGGUGUCGCCGUCAUCAAGGUCGGUGGCUCCUCCGAGGUUGAGGUCGGUGAGAAGAAGGACCGCUUCGUCGAUGCCCUGAACGCCACCCGCGCCGCCGUUGAGGAGGGUAUCCUGCCCGGUGGUGGUACCGCCCUUAUCAAGGCCUCUGCCCUUGCUCUUAAGGACGUCAAGACCGCCAACUUCGACCAGCAGCUUGGUGUCACCAUCGUCAAGAACGCCAUCACCCGCCCUGCUCGUGCCAUCGUCGAGAACGCUGGCCUUGAGGGCUCCGUCAUUGUCGGCAAGCUCACCGAUGAGUUCGCCAGCGAGUUCAACAAGGGUUUCGACUCCUCCAAGGGCGAGUACGUCGACAUGAUUGCCGCCGGUAUUCUUGACCCCUUCAAGGUCGUCCGCACCGGUCUGGUUGACGCCAGCGGUGUUGCUUCCCUGCUCGGUACCACUGAGGUCGCCAUCGUUGAGGCUCCCGAAGAGAAGGGACCUCCUCCUAUGGGCGGUAUGGGUGGUAUGGGCGGAAUGGGAGGCAUGGGUGGUAUGAUGUAA
Messenger RNA from Colletotrichum paranaense, 1761 nucleotides. RefSeq names its product chaperonin GroL. Gene Ontology annotation, cellular component: mitochondrial matrix; mitochondrial inner membrane. Gene Ontology annotation, molecular function: ATP-dependent protein folding chaperone; protein-folding chaperone binding; ATP binding. The record is from RefSeq and is a predicted model, not a curated record. Gene Ontology annotation, biological process: mitochondrial unfolded protein response; apoptotic mitochondrial changes; protein refolding. The coding region runs from base 1 to 1761 and encodes 586 amino acids. The transcript is spliced from 3 exons. Lineage: Eukaryota; Fungi; Ascomycota; Sordariomycetes; Glomerellales; Glomerellaceae.